Molecule: messenger RNA, 5212 nt
Organism: Rhipicephalus sanguineus (brown dog tick)
Lineage: Eukaryota; Metazoa; Arthropoda; Arachnida; Ixodida; Ixodidae
Product: DNA-binding protein D-ETS-3
Exons: 8
Coding region: 206-1570 (454 amino acids)
Biological process (GO): cell differentiation; regulation of transcription by RNA polymerase II
Cellular component (GO): nucleus
Molecular function (GO): sequence-specific DNA binding; DNA-binding transcription factor activity, RNA polymerase II-specific
Source: RefSeq, a predicted model, not a curated record
GCACAACAACGCGCCGCCGACGCGAGUCGAGCCCGACCGACGGCAGCAACCGCGGCCGGGACCCCUCGCGGCUGCCGGCACCAAGCACGCCGACGACGACGCCCCCGACCAGCGCGUGGUAUCAGUGUGCGAGUAGCGCGCCGAGGACGGACGGCCCGCAGCCGCCGGCGCACGUAGCAGCAGCGCCAGCGCCUCGUGCGGGGGCAUGCUGGAGGCGAGCAGCGCGUGUCCGCUCGGCGACUUGGGCAAAGUGGUGAAGCUCGAGGAGUGGGCCGCGGCUGCCGCGGCCCCGCCGGGCGCCUACCGCUACCCGCACCACCAUCUGCACCCGCCGACACCGCAGCCAGGACCUGCACCAACUGGCCGACAGGUGGGCCGCUACGCAACCAGCGCGGGGGUGCCCGGGGAGCCGACACUCAAGGGCUCCCCGGGUCCCGUGGACUCCUCGCUGCUUGCAAGCUUCAGGGACAGGUACCUGGGCGCUUCGGCGCCUCCCUUCGGGGGCAUGGGUCCGUUCCUGGGACCACCACCGCCCCCGCACUUCCUGGGCUCUGCGGCUGAAUCCGCGGCUUCCAAAGGCACAUCCGAAGUGGCACGAAGACCUGCUGGCCGCGGAUCGGCAUCGGCCAGCCCUGCGAGCCCUGCCGGAGGAUCAUUGGCCCCUCCGCCCGUCACCAGGCCCGCAAUGCUACCCAGUGCGACUUCGGCCACUGGUUCCGACAAGAGAUCUUUCGCAGCCAACGAACCACCAUCCGGCGGUGGAAGCGCGGGUUCAAACAACGACGGCCCAGGGGGUCGAACUGCUGCCAAGGCCUACGCGUCGACGCCCGAUAGUCACCCGCUGAGGCUGACCAAGGACGAAACGUCGUACAAGGCCGCAUGGGGAUCACCAUCACCGACUCAAGCACAAGGUUACCCACACAACGCCCUGCCAGCUAUGCCAAAGAAUGCUCUUGACGCUCAUACCCACAAUCAUCUGCGCAACAUGCAAGAUCCGUACCAGGUUUUUGGACCCACAAGUAGCAGGCUCGCCAGUUCAGGUAGCGGCCAGAUCCAACUGUGGCAGUUCCUGCUCGAGCUCCUGUCGGACAGCAGCAAUGCCAGCUGCAUCACCUGGGAAGGCACCAACGGCGAGUUCAAGCUCACCGACCCGGACGAAGUGGCGCGUCGCUGGGGCGAGCGCAAGAGCAAGCCCAACAUGAACUACGACAAGCUUAGCAGGGCGCUUCGCUACUACUACGACAAGAACAUCAUGACCAAAGUGCACGGAAAGCGGUACGCCUAUCGCUUCGACUUCCAGGGCCUGGCGCAGGCCACACAGCCGCCGUCGGCAGCAGCCGCAGCCGCCGCGGCCGCUGACCCGGCGGCCUACAAGUACCACCACCACCAGUCAUCGGCCAGCGAUCUGUUCGGCUACCACGCCAGCCCAAAGCUCAACUUUCCCUCCACCACGGGAUCGCUGUUCCCGUCGCCUAGCCCUUACUGGACGUCACCAAAUAACCUCUACGCCUCGUCGCACCACUCCAUGCCGCACCCGGGACACAUCGGCUCCUAUCCGCACUACGCGUGACUCCCGAUGUAGGCGGGCUUGCCGGACGCUGCGCGAUCGGACCCCGAAGCGUGGCCCACGCUCGUGUCUGUGUGUGCGCGCUCGCGCGCCGGAACCUGGCGGCGCGCCGACAAUGUACGGGGCGCCUGACCCCUACGUACCAUCAUGUGAGCCCGCGCAGGUCGUCCUAGUCUUGUAUAAGCUGCGCAGCAGCCCGAUCGAGGCUGGUCCCGAGAAAUGUAACGGCGGGCGCCCAGCUUGCCGCAAUGUCAUUUCGACGGCUUGGUCCGAUUGCGGUUCUAGUCUGCGACACAGCGAAAGCGACCGACAAGCGUGGUUCGGCUCGAUGUUCCUGGUGAGGUCAUGACUCUCCCAUAUUAUGACGCUGCAGAACACCAGAAUAAGUAAAACGGGGUUAUCGCUGCGAUUUCACGCCGAAAGGACAAGGUUGCUAUUUUUUUCCGGGAGUCAUCCCUGUCGACGCUGCGGUCGUACGGAGGGGAACAUCGGGUAACCCUAGUGCUUGAGGAACGUUCUUGUCGUGCUUUCGGCGCCGCCAAGCGACGAAGAUGGCCUCGGAAAAAAAAAGUCUGAGCAACCUCGGGAGCAUCAUGCAUCCCCAUGUCUUCACGAAAUCGGGGCUUUGUCCUACUUUGACCGCUGACUGCACCAAGUGCCGCCCUGCAGGCGGUCGAUGCAGCAGAAUCAGGCGCUCGGCUGCGCAUACACCAUUGGUGGCGCCACUUUUGUGUGUGUGUGUGUUGAACAAAUACGUACGUACCCAGGGUUUCGCUGAUAGCUGUCACAUUGCAUCGCCGUGUAAUUUCUUGUACUCAAAAUAUAAGUUUUGUAAAUAUUAGAGUAUGUCGUCUAAUGGCUCCCGCCAACGAAGUGACCAGUACUUCGUUUUUGUCUCUUGAAGCGCAUCCAAAGUGAGACAAAAAAAAAAGUGACGGGCAGAGGUCGCGGUGGAAUGGCUGAGUUGUGUUGGGACAGGUGAAGCGAAAUGGUGGUAAUAUCGUGGAAUCAAAUACGAUAGCCACAAGGUUAUCGGUUUAAUGUAUGUAGUCGUUCAGUGUUUCGGGUUUACCGCCCUCCAUCUUUAUAAAAAAAAAAAGUCGAGAACAAUUUCGUCCAGCAGUAUAGCGUUUUUCUAUUCCUCUACAUUAUUUUUUUCGUUGUUUCUCAGUUAGGCGUUAAGAUAUGUGUUCCCGUUACACAGCAGUGUAUAGUAAAACAAAACAGUGAUUCAAGUUUUCAGUAUAUACCUCUGUACUAAGUUGUAUAAACAAGUCUCAGAUUAAGCCUCAUACGUACUUGUUUCUACGGGGCUGUUUCCGAUAUUUAUGUAUCAAAAGAAUGAAUGCGAAGAAUAAGAAAGUGCCACGAUUAUUUUAUAUGUUGGCAGAUGCAAAAAAAAAUAAUUUACUUCAUUUAUCCUAGUCAGGUUUAGUCCCCGAACAUUGGUUAAUUAUUCUAAUGAAUCACCAUUGAGAUCUAUUUGAAGAGGGCGGGGAUACGUUAACUACAUUUCAACUAACGUACCCAAGAAGUUAAUGACUAGACGUAGCACUCAAGAUGUCAUAAUAUGUUGAUACAUAAGCUGGACAACACUGGCAUCUGACCAUGCCAAAGAGCGCUUCCUAUUUUAGCGCACGUGCAUAUUCUGAAAAAGGACUACCUGGUCAUGCAGAGUUUAUUUACUCGUUUUGCCUCGUAUCUAUGUAGCACUCUCUGUGAUCUUUUUAGAAGAGCGAUUUCGGUGACCUUUCGCAAUUGACACAUGAAAAAGAUACUUAUCAUCUCUGAACUAUGUUCGCGUGAAAAUUACUGUAAAAAUUAACCUUGCCAACUUGGUUCCUUGCAGUCUCGUGUUUUUUUUUCUUGCCACCUGGUCCCACUACAAGCACGAGCAUGACGCAAAAGUGGUCUUACAUUCAUAUAUAAACCUUUUAUUUCCUUUACAUGCUAUACAAAACUCAAAGUGAGACAAACGACGUAAUGACACAUGCUUGGCACUCUCUAUACUUAAAGUUUCGACGUUUACUUUUACCGCACGCUAAAUUUCGGCUCAUCUUCUGUUGGUUGUUACGUCGUCACUUCACACGGCUUUUAUGAAAUGUGCCCCAGUGAAGUUAGGGCUGUGGCGUUCGUUAUGAAAUGAUUCAGUAUCCAUUGACCGAAUUUUGUCAUCCUGUGUGAAAAUGUCGAGUAUAGCGUUUUAAUGGUCUAGUCACUCUUGUGCUUGAAUUUUUGACUGAUGCUUUUCUUUCGAAGAUCUCGAUCUGUUGUUAGCGAAUGCCUACUGAAGUAAUCGCAGAGCCAAAGAAGAUUUCACACUGUACGCUUACACUUUUUUUUUUCCCUUUCGUUCUUUUAUCACUGUGCCUAAAUUUAGCUUCCCAUGAAUGUGAAGCAUUGGGAAAUAUAAUCUUGGUGUUAACGUAUGUUAAACAUACAUUGACGGUCUUUUUUGUGUGUGUGCAGCAAAACCAAAAAGCGACAAAGCUGCCUGUGUUUCCACAACAAAUCUAGUCAACUUCUUUGUUUUCGACUCUUUUGUUUUUCCUACGAAAGUCAUUUACGCACAGAAUUUAUUCGCAACACAAUUGGAAGUUCCACAGUACUACGAGGAGGUAACCAGAUAAAUAUCCGCUACACGCUCCUUCAGAUUGUGGACAGUAAUAUUUAAAGCUGAGCAGCAGCAUCACCACAACAGAAUGUUCGGUUAACAGAUAAUAUUAUUACAUUGUCUCCAGUGUUCACGGAAACGUAGUUGUCCAGUAUGUUGUUGACCGGCUCUUUAUUUGUUUGCAAGACAGUGCUCAAAUCUGAAUGAUUACCACGGGGAGACCUUCAAACGUUUACUUGCGAUUCCUAGGGGCAAGACAAAACAGAAAAAUGCUGCAGAUGCUUACAACUGAACAUAUAGCCCGUGUCUUCAACAAGCAACAUACUCGAUUUAGAGUUGUUAUAUCUCUUGUUACUGAACAUUGGCCUGUCUCAGCUUGAAUACAAAAAACGGUUGUCUGAGCUGUAAACGGCCAUAAAAUAUCAGCUAUUGCUUUAAAAUUUGUAACAGGGCAAUUUGAUACGCGCUAUGCUGGAAGACAGAUCGCGUGCUAAAUAGAAUGACUAAAAAAAAAAAAUAGGUACACUUCCCACACGUAAAGUGGAACUCGUCCUUGACUUAUUCUGGUUUUUAUGAACUCGAUGUUCCACGUGCUCUAAAAGCAAUUACUGGCGGCUUUUUUACCGCCACUAAAGCGCCAUAAAUGUAACCUAGAUGCAACGCUUACUCCAUUUCGGAUAAAUUAAACACCAGAUUUAGGCUUUAUGGUGGCAGGGCACGAGGCUGGUCUUUUCUGCAUAUCUCAAUAGUGUAAACGAAACAAGAAAAGAAAAAAAAAUUACACGAACACCGUCGAAUAGCGCCCAGCUUUACGGAUCUCUAGAGGCUCAAGCACUGUGAUUUCGAAUGUAGUCUUGAUAUUAAACGUGAAACUUAAUGGUCCCAAAUUUGAUGGUUCCUGGAGCUUGUAUUUGUAUGCUGAUUUAUUUAUUCGAUUGUGUGUAUUAUACUAAUGCUGUACAUUUUGUCGCGAGCUGUGAACUUUUUUUGUUAACUUACUUUUGACUCACAAUAAAAACAGUCAACUACGU